GACCGGGCCACAGGGCUUAGGAGAACUCGGGGCAGCUCGGCUGGGGGGUGUCUGCCCAGCACUUCCUGGAUCCACAGCCCCCCCGGGGUUGGGCAGGGGGUCUGGGCAGGGCUGCAGCAGCCACAGCCAAGGCGCGGGGAGGCUCUCUUGGGCUGGGAGGAGCUAAGAGCCCCUGCCAGCCUGUCACAGGCUCUUGGUGCUGACAGUGGCUCUGGCUUUCACACACACACCCUGGCGGGCACCCCCUUGGUGGCCUCCAUAGUCUCACCUUCAGGUCCCGCCUCCCAGGCUCAAAGCUGGCUCCGUGGGGGACACAGUUAACAUGAGAGGCACACCUCAGACACACCUCCUGGCCUUCUCCUUCCUCUGCCUCCUCUCAAAGGUGUGUGCCCAGCUGUGCCCAACACCAUGUGUCUGCCCCUGGCCGCCACCGCAGUGCCCACUGGGGGUGCCCCUGGUGCUGGACGGCUGCAACUGCUGCCGGGUGUGUGCACGGCGGCUCGGGGAGUCCUGUAACCAUCUCCACGUCUGUGACCCCAGCCAGGGCCUGGUCUGCCAGCUCAGGGCAGGGCCCGGCAGCCUGGGGGCCGUGUGCCUCUCGGGGGACACUGACGGCAGCUGUGAGGUCAACGGCCGCCGGUUCCGUGACGGGGAGACCUUCCAGCCCCACUGCAGGGUUCGCUGCCGCUGUGAGGACGGCGGCUUCACCUGCGUGCCCCUGUGCAGCGAGGAUGUCCGGCUGCCCAGCUGGGACUGCCCCCACCCCCGGAGGGUCGAGGUCCCGGGCAAGUGCUGCCCCGAGUGGGUGUGCGACCAGGCAGGGGUGGUGGGGGUCCAGCCCCUCCGGACCCCAGGACUCCAGUCUUCUGGCCUGGUUGCUCUCCCACCUCCUGGGGUCCCCUGCCCGGCAUGGAGCACAGCUUGGGGCCCCUGCUCCACCACCUGUGGGCUGGGCGUGGCCACCCGGGUGUCCAACCAGAACCGCUUCUGCCGACCGGAGACCCAGCGCCGCCUGUGCCUGCUUGGGCCCUGCCCGCCUGCCAUGGGCCACAGCCCACUAAACAGUGCCUUUUAGAGCCAGGCCAAGCAUCACGCUUGGGCCCCCAUCUGGGCCCCGGGGGACAAGAAUGGCCGCAAGCAGCCUGGUCUGUCUGGACCAAGACAGAGCAGGGCUGCAUUCAUUAGUCAUGUUUCCUCUAACUCCCAGGCUGGGGGCUGGCCAGGUUUCUAGGGUCUUCUGGUCCAUCCCAGCCUCCACACGGCCUUUACUGAACAGCCGCGUGCACCAGCUUUCCAGAAGGUGGGCGACCAUCUCUCGUCUCGGGCAGGUACUGGGCAGGACUGGCUGUUUCUCGGGGGGUGUGGUGGAGAGGGGCACAGACCUUCCGACUCGCCUGCAUCCUUCCCAGGGCUGAUGUCGAAACGUCCCUGACUAGGUGCUUCUGCACGCACUGGGUGUCGGGCUUACCCUGUCUGAGAAAGCCCUCCCCAGCCUGGGCAGAACUCAGGGGCCGAGUGAAUGCUUUGUGAAAACCGCGAGAUGGAAUCACUGUCUUGGCAAGAGUCAGAAAACAGGCCUUGGAGUGACCUAUUAACUCCACACGUGUUAGUGAGAGUUACCCUUUCUCGAGCCCCUGCGAGGCGCCAGGCACUGAGCCAGUGACUGUGUAGACCAGUGUUUGGUGGCAGCCUGGACUCCAGAGAAGCUGGGAGGGGGGGAUGUCCUCCAGGCACUGGGGACCUUGGUCUGAAA
Messenger RNA from Artibeus jamaicensis (Jamaican fruit-eating bat), 1753 nucleotides. It is a transcript of the gene CCN5, whose product is annotated as cellular communication network factor 5. Gene Ontology annotation, biological process: cell adhesion; signal transduction. The record is from RefSeq and is a predicted model, not a curated record. Bases 323 to 1075 code for a protein of 250 amino acids. NCBI's taxonomy places the organism in Eukaryota, Metazoa, Chordata, Mammalia, Chiroptera, Phyllostomidae. Gene Ontology annotation, cellular component: extracellular region; extracellular matrix. Gene Ontology annotation, molecular function: heparin binding; integrin binding. The transcript has 5 exons.